AUGGCGCAGAGUAAUUGGGAAGCUGAUAAGAUGCUUGAUGUUUACAUUCAUGACUACCUGUUGAAAAGAAAACUUCAUGCUUCUGCAAAAGCUUUCAUGACUGAAGGAAAGGUUGCUACCGACCCAGUAGCUAUUGAUGCACCUGGAGGAUUUCUCUUUGAAUGGUGGUCUGUCUUUUGGGACAUAUUCAUUGCCAGGACAAAUGAGAAACAUUCUGAGACCGCUGCCGCCUACAUAGAGACACAGCAAAUGAAAGCAAGGGAGCAUCAACAACUGCAAAUGCAGCAGUUGCAACUCAUGCAACAGCGCAGUGCUCAGUUGCAAAGAAGGGAUCCUAAUCAUCCUCCACUUGGUGGUCCUAUCAAUGCUAUGAAUUCUGAAGGAAUAAUGGGGCAACCCUCUGCCAGUGUAUUGGCAAUGAAUAUGUACGAGGAACGCAUGAAACAUCCUCAUUCAAUGGAUUCAGAGACAUCUCCAGCUCUAAUGGAUGCCAAUAGGUUGGCCCUUCUCAAAUCAGCAACCAAUCAUCAAGGGUAA
This is a messenger RNA of Ilex paraguariensis (yerba mate), 537 nucleotides long. Lineage: Eukaryota; Viridiplantae; Streptophyta; Magnoliopsida; Aquifoliales; Aquifoliaceae. The record is from the annotation of a GenBank genome assembly.